AUGUCUCUCAAGCCUAUCCUUAUCCACGGCCACGCUGGCGGUCCCAACCCCUGGAAGGUCGUUCUGGCUAUGAAGGAGCUUGGCCUUCCUUACGAGCACAAGCUCUGGGACUUCCCUGACCUCAAGAAGCCCGAGUACGAGAAGCUCUGUGUCAACGGAAGAACACCUACCAUUGAGGACCCCAACACCGGCAUCACCCUGUGGGAGUCUGGUGCCAUUGUCGAGUACCUCAUCGAGCAGUACGACAAGGAGAACAAGUUCACAUACACUUCCAGCCCCGAGAAGUACUUGUUGAAGCAAUGGCUUCACUUCCAAGUUUCCGGACAGGGCCCUUACUUCGGCCAGCGCGUCUGGUUCAACAUCUACCACGAGACUAAGAUCGACUCAGCAAUUGAAAGAUACAGCAAGGAGAUCAAGCGUGUGCUCACAGUCUUGGACAAGCAUCUCAAGCAACAGGGCACCGAAUACCUUGUUGGUGACAAGUACACCUACGCCGAUCUGUCGUUCAUCCCUUGGCAGAUGCUCUUGCCCUUCAUUUUCGGAGAGCAGAGCGAUGCUUUCCACGCCGAGGUUGAGAAGGAGCUGCCUCACUACUGGGCUUGGUGGCAGAGAAUCUCGAACCGUCCUGCUACACAAGAGAUGAAGAAGGAGAGAGAGGCCAACUUCCAGAAAUAA
Aureobasidium melanogenum CBS 110374 is the source of this 675-nucleotide messenger RNA. Its product is annotated as glutathione S-transferase. The transcript is spliced from 2 exons. The coding region runs from base 1 to 675 and encodes 224 amino acids. NCBI's taxonomy places the organism in Eukaryota, Fungi, Ascomycota, Dothideomycetes, Dothideales, Saccotheciaceae. The record is from RefSeq and is a predicted model, not a curated record.